This is a messenger RNA of Ochotona curzoniae (black-lipped pika), 3032 nucleotides long. It is a transcript of the gene IL20RB, whose product is annotated as interleukin 20 receptor subunit beta. The record is from RefSeq and is a predicted model, not a curated record. The transcript is spliced from 7 exons. Gene Ontology annotation, molecular function: interleukin-20 binding. Lineage: Eukaryota; Metazoa; Chordata; Mammalia; Lagomorpha; Ochotonidae. The coding region runs from base 854 to 1738 and encodes 294 amino acids.
CUAUGUAAAUCUUCCUUUCAAAAAACAAAAUCAAAAAACACAUUUAUCCACUACUGCAUUUGCACAUUAGGGUGUUUAUGUUCUUACAAAGCUAAACUGUAAGGAUCAAAACUCUUAAUGUUUUAUUUCAGUAUUUUAAAAAUUGGGUUGAAUUUCUCAGUAAUACGUUCACCUGGCUCAGUAAUCCAAUGCCAUCAAAAAUAUAAAAGUAGAAAAAAAAAUCCAUAAAAGGAAAGAAGUCUUGUUUUCAUUUUUCUCCUCUUUCUUCCCAGGUCCCACUCCCUCUGCCCCAGGGUAAUCAAUCUUGCGAGUUUCUCAUAUUUCCUUCCAAAUCUGUUUUCAAAAUGCAAGCAAGUUUGAAAUCCAUGUCCUUAAUUUCUUCAAUUUUACAAGGGUACUCUUUGUAAGAGCUCUGCUUUUUCUGAAGUCUUGGCAGAAACAGAUGCUCAGCACCCAGCUCGGGUGACCUGCUAGCACUGGCUCUAGGAAUAUUCUGGGUCCCCCAAAGACAGUCUGUGGCUCUGGUAUCUCCUCCAGGCAGAUUCUAAAUCUCCCCUGAGUUUCUCUGGAACUCUGCAGCCACGCCCCCUGAUGCAAUAUGUGGGUUUGCACCUGGCAAGAGGAGGGUGCAGCAGAGCCCGCCCCUUCUGAGCUGUCUGGGCCAGCUUCUCUUCCCAGAACAGUUGAGGUUUCUCUGGGACUCAGACCUCGGCUUGGACACGUACAUUCUGAAACAAGAUGGCUGAGAUGAACAGAGCACUUCAUCCUGGGAGGACUUGAUGUCCCGGAUCAAACUGGGUCUGCUGAACAGACUCUUACUGUGGUUUUAGAAGACGUUUGGACAAGUCUCGUCAUGUGGUUCUUCGGUGCCUUGAUUCCAUGUUUGCUCGCGGAUGGAGUGGUCGUUCUGCCCGCCCCUUCGAACCUCUCUGUGCACUCAACCAACAUGAAGCAUCUCUUCAUCUGGAGUCCGGUGACCUUUCCAGGAGAAACCGUGUACUAUUCUGUCCAGUACCAGGGGGAGUAUGAGAGCCUGUACAUGAGCCAUGUCUGGAUUCCCAGCAGCUGGUGCUCCCUCACUGAAAGCCCCCAGUGUGACGUCACUGACGACAUUACCGCCACCGUGCCAUACCACCUCCGUGUCAGGGCCACACUGGGUUCACAGACCUCAGCCUGGAGCACCCUGAAGCACCCCUUCAAUCGAAACUCAACCAUCCUCAUGUGCCCUGUGGUGCAGCUCUCCAAGGAUGGCUUGCACCUGGUCAUCGAGCUGGAGGACCUGGGGCCGCAUUUUGAGUUCCUUGUUGCCUACUGGAAGAAAGAAGCUGGUGCCGAGGAACACACCAAAGUCCUGAGGAGUGAGGGCGUCCCGGUGCACCUGACCACCAUGGAGCCGGGAGCCACAUACUGCGUGAAGGCCCAGACCUACGUGAAGGCCAUCAGGAAGCACAGCGCCUUCAGCCAGGCACAGUGCAUCGAGGUGCAAGGAGAGGCUGCCCCGCUGGCGCUGGCCCUGUUUGCAUUCCUGGGCUGCAUGCUGAUCCUUGUGGUGGCGCCGCUCUCCAUCUGGAAAAUAGGCCGGCUGUUCCAGUACUCCUGCUGCCCUGAGGUCGUCCUUCCUGAUACCUUGAAAAUAACCAGCUCACCCCAGAAGUUAAUCACCUGCCGAAGGGAAAAGGUGGACGCCUGUGCCGCGGUGGUGCUGUCUUCGGAGGAGCUCUUCAGGGCCUGGCUCUAGCAGCCUCGGCCGGAGCCGGGAAGCCGAGAGCCAGGGCCAUGCCGCAAGGGAGAUGUGAUGGGGAGGCUGCCGUCCAGUUACCCAGGGAAGCCUGCUGAGUCCACGCCUGAAAGUGACUCCCGGGCCAGUGUGGCUUGGCAGGCAGAGCACUGAAUGGGGCUGGAAGGUGUGACCUUGCUGCCGUUUCUAGCACAGUGGCCCCGGGGAUGGCCAGGGGAGUUAGGGCGGUGCAGGAUUAACUGCAUACUUAAUAGAUUCACCUUCUCUCUCUCUCUCUCUCUCUCUCUCUCUCUCUCUCUCUCUCUCUCUCUGUCUCUCUCAUAGGCACCCUGGGGGUUCGCACUUUCUUGGAUGAGGAGGUGGGAAGAGCCUAGGCAAGGGAACUUGGCUCAGUUAGCUCUGCAGUGGGUGACCUGGAGGCAGGCAGGCCACAGCUCCAGUGACCGAGGGGCAUGGCCCCUGGAGUUGAUGCAGCAUGUAUGCCAUGCUGAGGGCCACAGGCGGAUGCGGGGCAUUUGGGGGAGCAUGCUGGAGGGUGCACACAGCCAGGGUAGGGCUGGCUCGCUCUCCUGUCCUGUAGCGCUGCUGUAAGGCGGAAGUGGCAAUCAAAGGGGUCACCUUAAGUCGUCCGUCUGGUUCCUCCAGGAAGUGGCCUUGAGGGCUCUGUUGAGUGCAAGGAGGCCCCAGAGGAUGCCUUUGAGUGGUAGGAAGGGGCGGGGUGACUGUGGGUAGAGCUGUGGGCAAGCAGGAGCUGUUUGUCCUGCCUGUCUGUGUGCCUCAGGGCGGGAGGCCAGCCCAGGGCAGGCGGCUAGCAGUGGCUUCGUCUGGCCAGCUUCUCCCACAUGGAUCCUGCCGGGACCCCAUCUUUGUAAGACAGAGCAUGAGGGGGUGCUCAGCUCGUCUCAGUGACCUCAUGCAGAGCCCUCUGCUGGAAGCCAUCAUGCUCCCUUCAGCCCGGGCAGAGCAGGACAGGACAGAGGUGGUCUCCUGGAGGGUGAAGGUCUGUGUCUGCAACGACUCGUGCCCUGCGCCCAGCUCAGGCGCCUCCGAACGGGCUCAUCUCCCGGCCUUCCAGCAGCAGUGGUGGAGGCUAACUGCUUCCACCAGAUGGAGGAGCGAAGCUCGAUUCCACCGAGGGACUCUUUCUUGACCCCGGACCCUAACACAGAUUCCUCCAGGCCACCUCGGCCACUGUUACGCUGUGUGUUAUGCAGAGGGUGUUAACAUUGCAUUUGACCUCAAUUGCAGAUGUGUUCUGCUCGGCAAAAUAAAGUCGAUCCUUUGUCAUGGGUCA